UCCAGUUCUUUUCAUUCUCAUCUUUGAUUUGCUCUGUAUAUUCUCGAUUUCUGAUUGGUUUAUGCAUUCAUCAUCCGCAGAUUACAUGGCAGCCCUGGGUGUCCCUGGGUGACGGCCUCCGUCUUCAGUACACCGGAGCGUCGGACAUCUCCCAAUAUAGGGUCCUGCUUGAAGGGCCGGUUGGCAGGGUAUGGUUCCUGGGGGAGCGCUUUCAGCGCCAGGUAUGGGGGUAUCUUUCUCAGGAUAUUCCCGCAGUACCCCCAGCCAGUAUGCGGACCGCUGACAGACUCUCUUACUCAGAGGUAGUCGGCGCCAUGCUGGGCGCUGAUGCUUUACUGCAUGUUGAGGAGGGGGACUACGCCACUUACCGUCACAUAUACUUGAUGCCUCCAUUGACGGAAGCUCGUAUCCCGAUGAUGAGGCCUGCCGGUAUGUCAUCCUCGGACCAGGCUCGGGCUCGGGCUGCAGACGCCCCUUCUACUAGCAGGGCCGGUACGUCUAGAGGUGGGAGUAGACCGGUUCCUCCGGUUCCGUCGGUUCAUCCUCAUCCCGGAUGGCCAGAUAUGCCUACUGAAUUGAUGGCAUGGCAGUAUGGGGCUAGCUUUCCGACUCCGAUUCCACUAGAGCCUCCGAUGCCCAGUGAUCGAUACACCAUUGAUCCGGACUCACCGCCGCCAUCGCGAGGAUACAUGGAGGAGGUGGUUGGACUGGUGGCCACACUCGAGGGUGCCUGCUCAGGUAUUGGGGCUCCUGCCCGGAGGAGGGAUUUGUUUGUGAAGCCGACGCCUGUAUUCUGUUGUUUGCAACGUCUGGCAAUGCUCGAUCGCAUAGAAGGCGUUGAUAAGAAAGUGUGA
Messenger RNA from Camellia sinensis, 854 nucleotides. The record is from RefSeq and is a predicted model, not a curated record. Lineage: Eukaryota; Viridiplantae; Streptophyta; Magnoliopsida; Ericales; Theaceae.